AUGGCGGAUUCCUUGACGGAACCCGUUUGUUUGAAAGAUUUUGAGAGUUACGCAAGGGAGUACUUGCCAUUUUAUGCAUUUGAGUUUUUUGCAGGAGGUGCAAACGAAGAAACUACCAUAAGAGAAAACCUGGAGGCUUUUAAAAGGUGCGAGAACAUGGGGCGAGAACAGCUGGGACCGGGUGUCAAGUACAGGUCACAUUCCACAGGUCAGGACUACCAACUGGUCACUGCUCCACCGAUGAAUAAACCACACAGCUUCCCAUCGAUCUAAUACAGCAUUCUGUCAAGAGAUUUGGACUAGGAGACACUUUUAACGCUAUUUAUUUAUCUAUAUCAUGUUGCGUGACCUGUACUCUGACCUAUCGAAAAGUAACCUGUAUUUUAGACCAGCCGCGGCUAUUGAUUUGUUUGUUUUCUUCCAUGCUUCUGUAGUUGUGUGUGUGGUGGAGGGGGAAUUGGACAUCAACAGUGAACUACUAAAGCAACGUUCUUUCGAUCAUUAUUGUUUGCAUGAGAGUCAAGACCUUAGGUCGUGGUUGGACGUAUACAAAACAUGGACGCCCUUUGAUGUAAUCGUUUAGUUCCCGUCAGUCUUAGUGGGUGGGCUGGUUUUACCAUGUGCUCGAUGUAAUAUUGUUCUUGCUCGAUUUAGCCGUUGUGUUGAUGUAUUCUUGCCCCGGGGGGCACUUGGGUAUUUUUUGGGUGGGUAUGUGCCGCCCGGGACUCCAAAUUGGCACCCCAUUCUAAAAAAAAUUUCCCCUAAAAUUGAUACCCCAUUCUAGAAAUGAGCCAAUUUUUUAUACCCCAUUCUAGAAUUCGCCCUAAAACUGAUACCCCGUUCUAGAAAUAAGCCAGUUUUUUAUACUUCGUUCUAGGGUGCAAUAAGAGUACAACAGUUUGCUUGUUAACGCAUUGAACCGUAUUUUUAAAAGCAAUCUGUCCUUGAAUAAUUUAAAAUGGCUGCUUACAAAAACUGGAGCUUUCGUGCAUUCGAAAUAUUAUACCCCGUUCUAGAAAACGCCACUGAAAUGGAUACCCCGUUCUAAAUCAGGAGCUUCAAAAUCACGACCCCGUUGGGUGGCACAUACCCGUAUAGGUAAUGUAUGGGAGUACCCCCCCAGGAUUCUUGCCUGUUUCUCCUCUCAAUAAUGUUACAUGGACCACCCCUGUGGACCUAGUCCAUGGACCCGUUCGUGGACCCGGUCCAUGAAGUACCCCUGUGGGCCACCCUUAAUUUUUUAAGAUGAAUUUAACCAGAGGUCUCCUCCUGCCCCCUUCAAAUGUUGUUUCUCCUUCCUGACGAAACCAAACCCAUGAAUGGAAUUCAGGAAAAAUUUGAGCAAUAAUAUACUAAAAAUAACAAUAGUGUAAAUAUACAUGUAGUGAACUAAAAAUUGACACAGUUUCAGCCAUUUUAGGUUCCUAACAUUUGUUUAGCCCUCUGGUAAAAAUUCAUCUUAAAACAGUAAGGGUGGUCCACGGGGGUGGUCCAUGGACUAGGUCCACAUAACUUGCCAUGGAUUAGGGGUCCAUGUUUUGUUUUGUCUAUGUCUGUCCUGGUCAAAUACAGUGCAGCAGUGAGACAUGCAUGAACUUAAAGGGCCCAGAAAACAGGAAGAGAAUGGUGAAAUGAUGCUAGGAUUUUUAAGGCUCAUGUACAUGUACAACUGAAUUUCAGGCUGAGAAUACAACCGCGAGUUCUUUGCGGCAUUUCAGAAGUGGACCUUUCAACCACAAUUCUUGGAGAAAAAGUUACCUUACCAAUUGGUAUUGCACCAACAGCAACUCAAAAACUUGCCCACCCUGAUGGUGAGCAAGCCACUGCAAAAGGUAACAUAAGUAUGCAAGCUACUUAUAGCCUUGCUGGGGGUCCUUUAAACAUUUCUUUAGGUUAUUGAAACGUGAAACCCUCUUUUUGGCGGGGGGCGGGGGGGGGUAUUCACCAAAGUUUUGUACAGGGAGCUUGACGAACACAACAUCGGAUGGAACGCAGUUUGACAUGCAUUGUCCGCGCAACCUACAGAUUAGUCAGGUAUCUGCUAGCACAUAACUGGCUAAUCUGUAAGUUGCACUGAUUUCCAGAAUUAAUUGUUAGUAGGCUGUCAGAGAAGAAUGAUAAUGUGUUAAAUGUAUAAUAACAGAUUUAAGUAAAAUCCAACUAGUGGUCUAUUAUUAAUGCUGCAUUCUGAUUGGUUGAGCUACUACUAAGCUUAGCAAAAGCAUUGGCUUUGAAAAACAAAGCAAUAAAUUGAAUUGCAUUUUGCUACAUGUAGCUUAAGUUGUUUUGCUUUGAUAUUUCUGACCAACUAAAUGGCCUCUGCUGGCUAUUGACUCAUUAUUAAAUAUUGUUUUGCAGCUGCUUCUAAGGCUGGGACUUGCAUGAUACUCAGCUGUGUUGGAUCCACAUCACUGGAGGAUGUUGCAACCAUGGCUCCUGAGUCAGUUAAAUGGAUGCAACUUUAUGUACUGAGCUCCCAAGAAAUGACAAAAAAGAUUGUUAAACGUGCAGAAAAAGAAGGAUAUAAAGCAAUUGUCCUGACUGUUGAUGGAACUGUGAAAGGAAAGAGACCAAAAGAUGUCAGAAAUCAGUCUGUUCUGUUACCUCAUCUCAUGAAUAUUCCUAAUGUUGAUCCAGCAAAAAUGGCAGAUGCCAAGAGAUCAUCUGAUUUUGUGAAGAACAAACAACAAGGUUCUGGUUUUGCAUUUGAUAAUUUUGCAAAUGCUUUAGUUAACAAAUCAAUCACCUUUGAAACCAUUGACUGGUUGAAGAGCAUCACCAAGCUUCCAGUUCUCAUCAAAGGGAUUUUGACAGCAGGUGAUGCCAGAAAGGCUGUUCAACAUGGAGUUGAUGGAAUAAUUGUAUCCAAUCAUGGAGGAAGACAGUUAGACUGUGUUCCUGCCACUGUAAGUGUGUAAUGAACCUUUUAGUUUGUUUUUUUUUGUUUUUCCAGUGUAGUUUACAUGUGAUAUUACUCUUGAGGGCUGCCAAUUUCUUUCAGUUUUUUCUUGUCUCUGAGCACAAGCAAAUGUAACUAAUUUUUAAGAAUACUAAGGAUAGUUUAAGGUCCCUUAAGUUGAGAACAUCACAAAUUAAGACCUACAUAGGGACACAAAACAUACAGAGUGCAUUUAUAAUACAUAUUGUCAUUAUCAUUGUUGGCCAUGAUUUUUCAGGCGUGUGGCAUAAAUAAAGUGUUUCUUUUUCUAUUAUAAUUGUUGUUUACUAAUAAUUCCUAACAAUAUAUUUUUGCUAGAUUGAUGUUCUGCCAGAGAUAGUGGAUGCUGUUAAUGGAAAAGUAGAAGUAUAUGUUGAUGGUGGAAUUAGACUGGGUACAGAUGUAUUCAAGGCACUGGCCUUGGGGGCACGAGCUGUUUUUAUUGGCCGACCAGCCAUUUGGGGACUUGCCUACAAGGUAACAAAACAAGUGGAAUCAUAAUAUCGUAAGCCUAGGGGUUAAAGCCAUAGCAGUGUGCGACAAAGGCAGACUGCAGACUUGCAGACUGGCAGGUAAAUGAGGUUAAACAUUGUUGUGAAAUACUGUAACAGAUUCCCUAUCCCAAAAACAAGGCUUCUGGAAGACUUAAAGUUUAGUGAUAGGGAAUCUAGCUGAUAAAUCAUCUCACAACAAUGUUUACCUCUUUUACCUAUCAGCCUGCCAAUCUGCAGUCUGCAUUUGUCCCAUAUACGAAAGCCAUAUAGACAAGCAAUCGCACGGAACACUUUAACAUACAAAGAAACACAAUAGUGAAGGGCUAAAACUUUGAAAGAAUUUAAAUGCUGUCUUGCAAAAUUUGAUACUGAUAAAAUGAAUCUCGAACAUGUUAAAGGCAUUAGGUUUCUGGGUUCCAGCAGAACAUGCCCAAACCAAAACCAACCCCCUUCCCCCUAGCACAAUAUUAUUCUCCCACCCCUAGGGGGAAUAACGUUAGCAUCAAAACAUUUCCUACUUGGAAUAUUGUGAAAAAAAAAACUUAUGUGAAAAAAAAAGAAACCGUUGCAUUACUUCUGCGAAGUAACUCCAUCUAUGUUUGUUUAUUGAGUGUUAUCUCGUAACCUGUUGAUCCACAUUUCAAAGUGUACGUUGAUUCUUUUCAUCUUUUUAUAGGGUGAGGAAGGUGUGACCAAAGUCCUGGACAUUCUUAAAGAAGAACUCGAAAUAGCAAUGAUUUUGUCAGGUAAAAUA
Messenger RNA from Porites lobata, 4186 nucleotides. Lineage: Eukaryota; Metazoa; Cnidaria; Anthozoa; Scleractinia; Poritidae. The record is from the annotation of a GenBank genome assembly.